This is a messenger RNA of Mugil cephalus (flathead mullet), 8118 nucleotides long. RefSeq names its product ATPase family AAA domain containing 2B (gene atad2b). Gene Ontology annotation, molecular function: histone binding; chromatin binding; ATP hydrolysis activity. Bases 125 to 4486 code for a protein of 1453 amino acids. Lineage: Eukaryota; Metazoa; Chordata; Actinopteri; Mugiliformes; Mugilidae. Gene Ontology annotation, biological process: positive regulation of transcription by RNA polymerase II. The record is from RefSeq and is a predicted model, not a curated record. The transcript is spliced from 28 exons. Gene Ontology annotation, cellular component: nucleus.
GAGAGUGAGAGAGAGAGAGAGAGAGAGAGAGAGAGAGAAAUGGCGCCUCGGUGCUGCGCUCACUGAGGCAGUGUUUGGAGCCGGUUAGAGAGAUUCAGCGAGGACAGACAAAAGGAAUAAAGACAUGGUGAACACGAGGAAGAGCUCGCGGACGAGGAGCGGCCCCUUCAUCUCCUCGAGGACCAGGUCGUCGUCGAGGAACGAGCGGAACUCUGAGGAACAUAAGGAACUCAGCAGCGAUGCGAGCACUCCCAGCAGCCCACGGUUGGCACCACCUUCCAAGCGGGUUCGGCGGAAGACUGCCUCCGAGCCUAGCUCCAGCGAUACAUCACCGUCCCCUCAGACCAAGGGCCAGAGGGUCUCCUGGGACAUCCCCACCUAUCGCACGAGGCUGUCCUCUCGCAUAAUGCAGAAUGGGCACGCCCAUAUGAAUCACCGGAAUGAGGAGAGCGGAGGGGGAGAUCACUCUCGUAUGAACGGCCAUGUGGAGCUGAAGAGGAGCUGCCGGGUGAAGAAGAGCCAAUUUGAACACCUCAAUCAGAGCCUGCUGUUUGACCAGCUGGUCAACAGCACUGCCGAGGCUGUCCUCCAGGAGAUGGACAACAUCAGCAGCAUCAGGCAGAACCGCGAGGUGGAGCGCCUUCGCAUGUGGACCGGAGAAACGGAGGAGGAAAACAUGGACAUGUAUUCCAGGGUGAAACGCAGGAAAUCCAUGCGGAGGAGCACUUUCAACAUGCCCGCGCACCACAAAGUUAUGAGUAAAACGGAGGAGGAGGAAGAGGAGGAAGGGACAGAAGAAUCUCAUGGCGAGGAGGAGGAGGACGACGCAGAGGAUGAUGACGAUGAAGAUGAAGGAGAUGAAGCAGAGGAGGCAGGAGAGGAGAAUGACAGACCGUACAAUCUGAGGCAGCGCAAGACCGUGCAGAGAUACGAGGCACCGCCCAUCGAACCGGUGAGCAGAAGACAGAGCAACCCCUCACUUUUUGACACCCACAGAUCUCCAGCAAGAAGAAGCCAUAUAAGGGUGAAGAAACACGCCAUUCAUAGCAGCGACACCACCUCGUCCUCUGAUGAAGAGCGGUUUGAGCGAAGGAAAAGCAAGAGCAUGACCCGGGCUAGGAACAGAUGUUUGCCCAUGAACUUGACUGCAGAAGACCUUGCUAGCGGGGUGCUGCGUGACCGGGUGAAAGUGGGCGCAAGCCUGGCUGAUGUGGACCCCAUGAACCUUGACAACUCAGUGAGGUUUGACAAUGUGGGUGGCCUCCGCAAUCACAUUCAGUCUCUAAAGGAGAUGGUAGUGUUCCCCCUGCUUUAUCCGGAGGUCUUUGAGAAAUUCAAGAUUCAACCUCCAAGAGGGUGUUUGUUCUAUGGACCACCGGGGACAGGAAAGACCCUGGUUGCACGGGCUCUUGCCAAUGAGUGCAGUCAGGGAGACAGGAAGGUUUCCUUCUUCAUGAGGAAAGGAGCCGACUGCCUCAGCAAGUGGGUGGGGGAAUCAGAACGGCAGCUACGCCUGCUCUUUGACCAGGCUUACCUGAUGAGGCCAUCCAUCAUUUUCUUUGAUGAGAUUGAUGGUUUGGCUCCGGUUCGCUCCAGCAGGCAAGACCAGAUACACAGUUCUAUCGUAUCCACUCUGCUGGCCUUGAUGGACGGCUUGGACAGUCGUGGGGAGAUAGUUGUCAUUGGUGCUACAAACAGACUUGACUCUAUCGACCCAGCACUCAGGAGGCCUGGACGCUUUGACCGGGAGUUUCUGUUCAGCCUGCCCGACAAGAAGGCCAGAAAGCACAUUUUGGAGAUCCACACGCGGGAAUGGAAUCCCAAACUGGCUGAGCCAUUUGUAGAUGAACUUGCAGAAAAAUGUGUCGGCUACUGUGGUGCUGACAUCAAAGCACUUUGCACAGAGGCAGCCUUGGUGGCAUUACGUCGCCGCUAUCCCCAGAUCUAUGGCAGCAGCGUCAAGCUGAAGCUGGAUGUCACCUCCAUCGUCCUGGGGCCCGGCGACUUCGGCAAGGCAAUGAGGACGAUUGUCCCAGCCUCCCAGAGGGCUCUGGCUCCCCCGGGCCGAGCCCUGUCCCCCACCCUCAGGCCCCUGCUGGCCAAUUCUUACUCCAUGGUGCUGAAAGCUCUGCUCCGAGUCUUCCCCCACGCUCAGUGUACUGACAGGGAUAACACACACGGCGGCGACAAUCAUCUGCUUGAAGAGGACUUGUUCAGCGACGAUGACAAUGAGGACGGCUCUGCUUCCAUCUACGAAGUCCAGCCUGCUGCAUCCCCAAAGAGUCUGCUCUCCUCUUCUCCAAUGCACAGACCCUUCCUUCAUUUCUCCUCCUCUGCCCUACAACAGCCCACAGCGUACAGGCCGCGUCUGCUGCUGGCAGGGGCCCCAGGCUCAGGACAGAGCUCCCACUUGGCUCCUGCCUUGCUGCACCACCUGGACAAGUUGCCGGUGCACCGCCUGGAUUUGCCUACUCUCUACUCCGUCAGCGCCAAGACGCCGGAGGAGUCCUGCGCUCAGGUUUUCCGCGAGGCCCGCCGGAGCGUGCCCAGCGUGGUGUACAUGCCACAUAUCUCAGAGUGGUGGGACACAGUGAGCGAUACUGUGAAGAGCACCUUCCUCACCCUGCUCCAGGACGUGCCCUCGUUCAGCCCUGUCCUUAUCCUCGCCACUGCUGAAACUCACUACCCAAAGCUGUCAGAUGAGGUGAGAAGCAUAUUCCAGAGGACCUACGGGGAGGUGUUGACGCUGAGCCCUCCAGGAGAAGAGGAGAAAAGGAAUUUCUUCUCCAACCUGCUGCUGGUUCAAGCAGCCAGACCUCCACCACGCCUCAGGAAAACGCUCGAGAGGUGUGAAGACGUGCUGCCUGUGGCGGAAGCUCCAGGCCCCAGGGUCUUGUCAGCAGAGGAACAGCGCCGCCUGGCUGAACAGGAGGAAAACACAUUACGGGAGCUGAGGCUCUUUCUCAGGGACGUGACCAAGCGCCUGGCCACCGACAAACGUUUUAACAUCUUCAGCAAGCCAGUUGACAUUGAGGAGGUGUCAGACUACCUGGAGGUGAUUAGGCAGCCCAUGGACCUAUCCACUGUCAUGACAAAGAUUGACACCUACCAGUACUUGACAGUCAAGGACUUCCUGGUGGACAUUGACCUCAUCUGCAGCAAUGCUUUAGAGUACAAUCCUGACAAGGACCCUGGAGACAAGGUGAUCAGGCACAGAGCUUGCAGUUUAAAGGACACAGCCCACGCUAUAUUUGCCGCCGAGCUGGACCCCGAGUUCGACCGCAUGUGUGAAGAGAUCAAGGAGGCACGCAGGAAGAGGGACCUCCAGACGCCAGCUCAGCCGACGGCAGCUUUGGGUGCUGUGGCGGUCAGGAAGCACCACACUCCAGGAGAGGAGCAGGCCAGGAGCAGCACUCACGGCGAGGCCACUGAGAAACUGUGCACCACUAAUCACAUAAAGCGGAAGAUUCGCCGGCGGCCUUCUUGGGGGCGGGGCAUCAUACGUAAGAAGAAGAACUACAAGAAAGGAACGGAAGAGGAAGAGGAGGAGCCGGAGGCUGAAGCGGAGGCUGCGGGGCCCAGCGACUCAUGCUUGACUCAGGAUGAGGAAUCCUCCUGUGAUACUAUGGGUCCGCAGCCCAAUGGCCACCAUCCCCAUGCCCCAUCCACAGAGGAGGAGAGCUCCAACGAGCCCCCUGUUGUAGCUCCUUCUCUACCGCCAGAUGCCAAUGAAGUCAGAGAGGAGCCAGCACCUAAGGAGGAGGAGCCCACAGCCAAAGAGGCAGAGUCUGAGAACACAGAGAAACACAGCGAGCCACAUUGCCUCGGUGGCAGUUCCCAGCCCAUUGCAGAUGGGGAGAGCCAGGCCAAACGGUCUUUCCAGCAGUCAAUUGAAACGUCCGAGUCCUUAGAUGCCGAGGUCCAGCCCAAGCACACUGAGGGCCUCCUAGUUUCUCAAGUGGACUGUGUAAAUGGAAACGAGUCAAUGGACAGCCUAGACUCGCAGGGCCUCAAGAAGAGCAGCGAGGCAGAGACAAGGACUCCUCAAAGCAAGGCUGAGGGCUCGAAUAUGCCAGAACAGGAAGAGCACAAAGACAAAAAUGAGAGCAAACCAACUCAGGAGAACCAUCCCCAGGAUGGGAGGGCAGAAACAGAUACUGCUGAGGAAGAUCAAGAUGUAGAAGAUGGUUCCAAAGUGAGGAAAUGCAAGUGGAGCCUAUCGGAGCAGCAGAAGGAAUACGGUGAAGGGGCAGAGGAAGAGCCGCAACCAGACCCUCCUCAUCCUCCGGUCGUGGUUGACCAGCAGCGACUUUUGGCUCUUCUGGAUAUGGUGGUGAGGAAGAGUGAAGGCUACAGCGUGGAGCAGCUGGAGAGACUGUACUCCCUCCUCAGCCAGUGUAUCUACCACCACCGCAGAGAGUACGACAAGACCCAGCUACUGGAGGAGAUGGAGGAGAGAAUCCAGCAUUUUGAUACAUUCCUGUGAGAUGGAGGAUAACUAUCAGGUAGAUCCUGAAUAGCCUGGGACCACAAAAGACACACACACACAUACACACACACACACACACGAACUGACUGAGUGAGAGUGAAGGAGCUUCUGAGUCCAGCCCUCAACACGAAAAAACACACAAAUGGAAAAAGUCCAACGCCCUCCCGGAGCUUCGGAGGGAUCAAAACGAGGACGAGGACAGAGACAUUCAAUGGUGCUAUCGUCUCAGGAACCUGGCCACAUCCAGACUCAUUCUACACAACCAAACCCCUGGAGGUGUGUCGGUCACACACGCACGCACGCACACACACGCACACACACACACACACACACACACACACACACACCAAUGGUGUCGGGCAGCCCUGGUGCUACUUGGGUGCUAUCCUUACCUUUUAUCCAUGCUGCUCUUCUUAACCUUGGAUGACCGGUGAUGUCAUAUCACACCCUGGCCGCUCCUCUCCGGAGCAGGCGAGCGCGCGCACACACACUUAAAACACAUCACUUGGGCAUGCAUGCAUUUCUACAAACACACACCUGGAAAUGCACACACUCGCUCAGACCCUCACCAGCAGAAGUGUGAAUGCUGAGUGCUGCUAGGAGACGAGGAGAGAUAGUGUUCUGAAUCAUCCGACUGCAUCGCUGAGCGCUCUUGGCCUCGAGUGGAAACGCCUCAUCGUGGGCCAGCUAUUACCAAGCUAUUGAGCAGCCACCCCCCCCCCCCCCCCCAUGCUCACCCUGAACAAUAGUUUACAAAGAAGUUUUAGCCGCGAAACCCGACGAGGUUAGCUCAGCGGAACCAAAUUUACGUCCUCUUCCUUACGGCGGUCACCGGGUGUGGAGAACCCCUAGUCCCCCCCCCCGUCCCCUCCCUUCCAGUGUCAUGUCCAAGCGUAGCAGUCAUCUGGGAAACCUCCACUCAAAGCACUCGCUUAGCAGAUUGUCAUCUAAAUAGUUUGUGGUAUCUGGAACCCCCACCCCCUUUUCCCCUCCCCCCCCUUCCUAACUACAGUCACAGUAUGAAUGUCCUCCAUCUCCCACUCAAGCUGUGCCCGCCAAUUGAUUUUUUUUUUUUUUUUUUCCUACCGACACCCCGGCUGAGGAACUGGAAGCAGUACAAAUUGGAAGGCAUCUGUAGUUUGCACUGCCUAGCGUGUGCCUUAUUUAAAACCUCAUAUGAUAUAUUUAUCAGGAUGUUUGAUUUACUACGUGACAAUGAACAGGCUCCGAGCUGGGGCGGGUCCUAACCACUGAGGUCACAAUGACCCUGAAGCAAAAAAUAAAUUCAAAAAAUGAAAUAAAAGAUCUUUUCGAUUUUAUCACCAUUAGGUUCAAAACAUAUCUAAGUUGUACAUCUCUGGUUAGUUUUAACUCCAACCUGGGCCAAAAGCCGGCGAACGCGAAGAGGAGUCGUCGGAUCACUUCCUUGGCCGUCGGCGUCCGGCCACACGUGUGUGAAGCACUUCAAAUGUUGUGACGAUUUUAAAAAUGUGUUCAUGUUCCGUCAAAUCCCCGGACCAGCUGGGGGAGGGCAGUCUCCACCUGAGCAGACGGCAGGCGCGAGGAGACAACACCAGCCGUCCUUCAGUCAUUCAUAUGCAAAAAAAAAACAAAAAACAACAACAACAAAAAAAAAAAUAACGAUGUGAGUCAAAGGAUUUAUUGUGCCAUGUGUUAUCCCGCUCCCUACAACAACAAAAAAAGGUGCUGAGUAAAGUUGCCUGUCCACUGGCAUCCUCUUUCAACUAUGAAAACUGUUCUAUUAAGACAGUCAUGUCAACAUAAUGUAUUAUUUUGUGCAUUUGAUAAUUAUUUUUUACCUUUUUGUUUUGUUUUUUAUAAAUGGAAACGCUUUGAGUUGCAUGAAUUCAUGAUGAACAAGGCCAUUCUAGGCAGUGCCCGUCACUAAAGUGUAUGAAACGUGUUUUUUGUUUUUCUGUUUUAAAUGUGUGUACUGACUUUAUGGGUUCAAUUCAUUCUGUUUUCUCAACACCAGACAUGAGAAGCUGGGUUCUCCUUUGUCGCCAACACAGUGUAUGUUUUCCUGACUGCAGUAAGUUAAGGUAUUUACUAAAGCUUUAUAAGGUUUCUGAUGGCAUUUUUCUUUCCUUUUUUUUAAAUUUUUCUUUCGAAGAUGCCAUAUUUUGAGCAGGCGUAGACUGGAGGAGGUUUCUCUUUCUCUACAAGCACUCUUGUCCAGUCCUCAAAAACCUCUCGUUUGCGACUCUCAACCCCAGCUCACCUUCACCUCUGCCUUUUCUGGGACUCUAGGUGACGAAAAGCAAAGACCGUAUGCAAACUGGCGAUGACAGGUUAGCACUUGGACUACUGCAGAGAGGAAAAACCAAUGCUACCUCAGCUUAAUUUAUUUUAAUGCGAAAACUGUUUACUGGGUACAAAAAAAAAAAAAAAAAAAGAAACAGUAUUUUUUUUUUCUCCCUACAAAAAUACUGUUUGAACAUCACCAGUACCACCUUAGGUACCAGAUCAGCGCAACCGCGGCUGCUGCAGUAAUCCAAGAGUUGUUUUAUCUCUCUGAUUGUUAUGUAUGUUUGCAUUUGAGCCAGAUGAUGAUUGCAUAAAUUUUAAGGGUAUUUCACGGACUGUAUAUUUUACGCUUUCAGGUUCUCUUAAAUUUCUACUGUAGAGGAUACAUCGUAGUAGAGCUUCUCCUCUCACAUUUUAUCACCCCUUCUUAGAAGCUAUCGAGAGCAUUUCCAGCCUCUUCACACACUCGUCGCCUUUUUUUGUUUUGUCCCCCCCCCCGAGUGUUUUUUUUGUUUUGUUUUGUUUUUUCAAACUUCAUCUCAUUAUUAUUUAUUAUUAUUAAAAAAAAAAGUUUUACACCUUAAUAGUCAGCAAGUUGUCUUUUUGUACUGAAAUUGAACUAAACGGGGAAGCGUCGUGCGUCCAUUUUAACAUUUUUUUGCUGAAUUGCGUAGCGUUUGUGUAGCAGGUUUAUUUGGCGUGUACGGGGGGAAUAAAGGGUUUACAGGUCUCUCAGGUUCAACAUGCUCUUUCAGCGCUCUUCUAUUUAUUUCACUGUUCGGAGUUUUUUCCUUGUUGAAAGUGGUUAAGGACUAUGGCAUACUGGAAGAGGCUAGCAUUGGCAUAUCAGACACAGUUUCUGUAGAGCACAUCCCAGAAAGAGAAACAGGACCAGGUAAACUUCCUUUCAAUGUCGUUCAUUUUGUCUCCAGUUUCUGCCAAAAGAAUUAUUUUUAUGGAUUUCUAAACGCAUUUGGACACAAAAUAUGAGUAGUUAAAUGUCAUACAUUGUGAUCUUCCUUUUUCUUAUUAUAAAUUGUAGCCAGUUUGGACUAACAACCAAUUUUUGUCUGGUAGUUGAGACUACUUAGUCCAGUAUGCAGAAGGAAAAGGGGCGUUCUCUCUUGAAUUACUUUGUUCUUCCCUGUUUUUUCUUAUGUUUUUCCUUUUUUUUUUCUCCCCUCUCCACAGUUUAUUUAGUCGAGUCUUCUCAUAGCUUUGUCAGUUCUGUUCGUUUUGUGUAUUUAACACACCUGUUCGCAAUUGUUACUUUAGUGUAAGUUAUAUUUGAAAUGAAACAUUUACUGUAUUUCUCAAAUAAACUGCUGUGAUAUACUUGAAUAAAAGGUGCAAACUGUAAA